AAAUGGGUGGGCCGUGGAGCGGUUAGAUAUUUGCUUAGGGAGGAGGUGGAAAAAUUGUGCAACCACAUCAAAAACGCCACAGGCGUGGUAAACAGGCCAGGAAUGUCAGAGAGUAAGGAAACCUGGGAAGAAACCAUCUGGAAAAAUCAGAGUUUAAAGGGCCAGUCUCAGUGAAAACCGGACUCAUCACCGGACCCGAUUUGAGAGCCGAACCAGCUCACCCAUCCCGCCCGGACCUGAAUUCAGAAUUCCGCUUCCCCGAUGACAUCAGCGGGACCCGAAGACGGAUGAGAAACCGUAUUCCCACAGCAGCCGAUCCAACAGCUGUGGAAAGCUAGGAGGGCCUUCCUAGGUACUGGAGCCCCGGGACACACAGAUGCGGAGACGAUCCGGAGAAUUCUCCCUCGGCUCCGGGCUGGGAGCAGGCCCGAGGAGCCGAGCCAGCUCCCGCGCAGCCUGACUGAGCCUCUCGCUAGCUCCGCUCGGCCGCAGUCCCCCGACGCCCACACAAGGAAGUGGUUUCUUACUCAGAGAGGAAAAGGGAAGUCAGAUUACUUCAGAAGGAGAACUCAACUUCUGCCUCCCAGUCGGCUCUAACCGAGGCGAGGUUCACGUCGACUGCUCAGAGUCCGUGAGCUGAGCUGCCCCCUCAUCGGCAACGCCCUCAAUUCCGCCCUCGCCCUGUUUUUGAAGCGGCAGUCCCAUGGCCUAUCACAGCUUCCUGCUUGAACCCAUCAGCUGCCACGCCUGGAACAAGGACAGAACCCAGAUUGCCCUCUGCCCCAACAACCAUGAGGUCCACAUCUACAAGAAGGACGGGGCCAAGUGGACCAAGAUGCACGAGCUGAAGGAGCAUAAUGGACAGGUGACAGGUAUAGACUGGGCUCCCGAGAGCAACCGCCUGGUGACCUGCGGGACGGACCGCAACGCCUAUGUGUGGACCCUGAAGGGGAACGUCUGGAAGCCCACCCUGGUCAUCCUGAGGAUCAACCGGGCGGCCCGCUGCGUCAGGUGGGCCCCCAAGGAGAACAAGUUCGCCGUGGGCAGCGGCUCCCGCCUUAUAUCCAUCUGCUACUUUGAGCAGGAGAACGACUGGUGGGUGUGUAAGCACAUCAAGAAGCCCAUCCGCUCGACCGUCCUCAGCCUGGACUGGCACCCCAACAACGUCCUCCUGGCCGCCGGCUCCUGUGACUUCAAGUGCAGGAUCUUCUCCGCCUACAUCAAGGAAGUGGAGGAAAGGCCGUCGCCCACCCCCUGGGGCUCCAAGAUGCCUUUCGGAGAGCUGAUGUUCGAGUCCAGUAGCAGCUGUGGCUGGGUCCACAGCGUCUGCUUCUCCGCGAGCGGCCACCGCAUGGCCUGGGUCAGCCACGACAGCACCGUCUGCCUCGCCGAUGCCAACAAAAAGAUGGCGGUGGCCUCCCUGUUUUCGGAGUCACUGCCAUUGCUGGCCCUCACCUUCAUCACCGAGAACAGCCUGGUGGCAGGGGGCCACGACUGCUUCCCGAUGCUCUUCACCUACGACGAGGGGCCCGGGGCGCUGAGCUUCGGGGGGCGGAUGGAUGUGCCCAAGCAGAGCUCGCAGCGCGGCAUGACGGCGCGGGAACGCUUCCAGAGCAUGGACAAGCGCGCCAGCUCCGACACCACCGCCAACCUGGACACGCUCCACAAGAACAGCAUCAGCCAGAUCUCCGUGCUGGCGGGAGGAAAGGCCAAGUGCUCCCAGUUCUGCACCACUGGAAUGGACGGGGCGAUGAGCAUCUGGGACGUCAAGAGCCUGGAGUCUGCCCUGAAAGAUCUCAAGAUCAAAUGAUGGAAGUGCCCGGGGAGGCAUUUCGCUGCUGGCCCUGCCCGGGCCCGGGAGCUGAGCUGAGCUGGGGCCCGGGGCCUGCCAGGCUUGCUCAAGGUGGCCAGCUUCGCUUUCGAUGUUCCUAUCCGCAAACUAGUUGAUUGCAGGCCGGUGGUUGUUGGGGGGGGCCUCCCCCCAGCUCCCACUGCCCCAGCCCACCCUCCCGCAGGGCCCUGCCCCCCUAAAAGCUGAAGAAUUGCAUUUUAUACGGAAGCUUUUUCACAUAAUAGAGCUACGUUGGCCAUAAAAACGCUUCAAGACACGGACGAAAUAAACACGCAAGCAGAGUCGG
This is a messenger RNA of Tachyglossus aculeatus (Australian echidna), 2138 nucleotides long. It is a transcript of the gene ARPC1B, whose product is annotated as actin related protein 2/3 complex subunit 1B. The coding region runs from base 704 to 1810 and encodes 368 amino acids. The transcript has 11 exons. NCBI's taxonomy places the organism in Eukaryota, Metazoa, Chordata, Mammalia, Monotremata, Tachyglossidae. Gene Ontology annotation, molecular function: actin filament binding. The record is from RefSeq and is a predicted model, not a curated record. Gene Ontology annotation, biological process: Arp2/3 complex-mediated actin nucleation. Gene Ontology annotation, cellular component: Arp2/3 protein complex; actin cytoskeleton.